Molecule: messenger RNA, 1599 nt
Organism: Cyphellophora europaea CBS 101466
Lineage: Eukaryota; Fungi; Ascomycota; Eurotiomycetes; Chaetothyriales; Cyphellophoraceae
Exons: 1
Coding region: 1-1599 (532 amino acids)
Biological process (GO): protein neddylation
Cellular component (GO): cytoplasm
Molecular function (GO): NEDD8 activating enzyme activity
Source: RefSeq, a predicted model, not a curated record
AUGGCGAGUGAGACGGCCCCGCGGGAAUUCACCCCGCCACCGAUCCAAGCGCCCAGCGCGAAAGAGAAGAAGUAUGACCGCCAACUUCGUCUGUGGGCCGCAUCGGGUCAGCGUGCGCUUGAGGACUCACACGUGCUCUUGGUUGUUGGUGAAGACACAAAUGGGUCCAAUAGCUCGGUAGCAGGUGCUGAAACUCUCAAGAACCUCAUUCUUCCGGGCAUUGGCAGCUUCACCAUCGCGGACGCCGCCACGGUACAAGAUGCUGACCUGGGCAUCAACUUCUUCCUGGAACCUGAGAGUCUCAAAGAAUCAAGAGCAAAAGAGACUGCGAGAUUGCUGCAAGAGCUCAACCCAGAUGUAACAGGCCACUCCAUCUCAGAGCCGCUGUCCGAAUGGCUCCCGCGGCCAGACUCCCUCAAGCCGUACAAUCUCAUCAUCCUCUGCGGGCCCGUUGCUCAAGAUAUACUACAGAGAUUCUGCAACUAUGCUUCGUCAGCUAGUAUUCCUCUGAUCUACAUACAGUCUGCUGGCUUCUACUCCAGCUUCUCGAUCCAGCUCCCGCCCGAGUUUCCCAUUGUUGACACCCAUCCCGAUCCCGAUAGCACGCAAGAUCUUCGCCUCUUGAAGCCGUGGCCAGAGCUGAAGCAAACUGUGGAGAAACUAGGGAAUAUCAAAGACAUGUCUGACCACGACCACGGCCACAUUCCAUACCUUUUACUGCUGCUUUACUACCUCGAGGAGUGGAGAUCUACCCAUGAUGGCCAGCUCCCUUCCACAUUUCAAGACAAAACUGCCUUCCGAGAACUUGUCAGCUCACAUAGCCGUCGCGACAACCCUGAAGGUGGUGAGGAGAACUUUGACGAAGCUGCUGCAGCGGUCCUCAAAUCAAUUUCGGACCCUCCAAUUGGCAGCGGCUGUAAAGAUAUGUUUAAGAUGGAAUCUUGUGAGAAGGUUACAGCGUCCUCGCCCAACUUCUGGCUCAUUGCCAAUGCACUUCGCACAUUCUUCAACGUGCACGGCGAGCUUCCUCUUCCCGGUUCCGUUCCCGAUAUGAAGGCUACCAGCGAUGGCUACAUCAGAUUGCAGAACAUCUACAAGUCGAAGGCGCGCGCAGAUGUGGCCGAGGUGACAGCCACUGUCCGCGAGCUGGAGGAUUCGCUGUCACGUUCAUCAUUAGUUGAAGUGUCCGAGAUUGAGUCUUUCUGCAAGAAUGCCAGUCACGUUCGAGUCCUUACCAAUCCCUCGAACCUUGCAGUACCUAGCCUCCGAUUCAUGAGCAAGGAUGUCAAGACCGUUGCUUCGCUCAGGAACGCCGCAGAAAUGGACUGGGAGAACAUGUUACCAAUCUUUGUCGCACUAAAUCAUGAGCACCUUGACGCAGCUAAUCUGUUCGAGGAUGAGGAAAAGAAAGAAGCGAUCGAGCGUUGUGUGGCAGAGUUAAUGCGGGCUCAAGGCGGCGAGAUGCAUAAUAUCAGCAGUGUUACGGGAGGAAUGGUGGCGCAGGAGGCGAUAAAGCUGCUGACGAGACAGUAUGUACCGGUGGAUAGCGUGAGUGUGUUUGAUGGUAUUAGAAGUAAGGUCCAGGUAUUCAAGAUCUGA